Messenger RNA from Oxyura jamaicensis (ruddy duck), 4206 nucleotides. Its product is annotated as arf-GAP with SH3 domain, ANK repeat and PH domain-containing protein 1-like. Gene Ontology annotation, molecular function: GTPase activator activity; protein binding. Bases 804 to 3632 code for a protein of 942 amino acids. Gene Ontology annotation, biological process: positive regulation of GTPase activity. The record is from RefSeq and is a predicted model, not a curated record. The transcript has 27 exons. NCBI's taxonomy places the organism in Eukaryota, Metazoa, Chordata, Aves, Anseriformes, Anatidae. Gene Ontology annotation, cellular component: cytoplasm.
UUGUCUUUUGAAUGGAGCAGGAAUGGAACAAGUUUUGGGGAGAAAACAUCCAGCUGUGGAGAGCCAGUCAGGUAGGGUAAGGAGUGGAUGGAGACUCUGGCUGGGACCCUGCAGCUGGGUGCGGGUGAGGGGCAGGCACAGUGCUCCCCGAGGCAGGGGGGUGGUGUUUGCUCCAGGAUGGCAAAGGGGAGCCCCCUCUUCCCACCCCUCAGGGGCCCCCAGGCUGCAGGGGAGCAAGUGGGCUGCGAAGGACUCAAGGCAUGCAGCACCCACCCACCACUGCUUCUAGUGCAGCAUCACCCCAGCUUUCUGCAGGGGCUGUUGCAUGGGUCAGCACCUUCACAAGUGGCACGUGGUGCACUCCAAAAUGCCCAGUGUAUCACAUCAAUGUUGUUUGUGCCCCAGCGGGUUUGGUGCACCUCAGCAGUACCUGCUGCACCCCAGGACACCAAUGCACACCAGCAUGCCAGGCAGCUCCUGGGCUCUUGCAGCUGCGCUCAGCUGCACUCUCCACUGCACCACUAGGCUGUGGCUCCCUGUGACUUGAAAUAAAGCAUGUCUGUCUCAGCCUUCCAUCAGCUUAGGAUCGCAGGAUUUGCAGCUAUGCCACUCUGUGCAUGUAUGCAUGCAAUGGGCGUGCAUGCCUGUCCGGGCUGUGUGUGUGCAAGGAAAGGGGCUCUCCCCUGCCCUUGCUGCUGGCAGCCGCAUGACCCCAUCCUCUGCCCUGUUCCCCUGCCUGGCCCCAGUGUGGCCUCGGCUCCCACCAGCAGUUCCCUUUCCUGGCGCCGCCUCACUGCGGCAGCAUGGCGGCCCUCAUCUCGGUGUGCGACUUCAUGCAGCAGGUGCAGGAGGACCUCAGCUCGCCCACCACCUCCACCUUCACCAGCCACAUGGGCCACUGCAAGGCCACUGCUAGCAGCCUGGAGGAGGCCUUGGAUGCAGACCGAGCUGUGCUGCAGAAGAUGAGGAAAGCGGCCAAGGCGGAGCACAGCUGUGGACAAGAUCUCAUCAACCACCUGGAAGCCCACAUUGCUGCCCAGGAGAAGUUCUCAGCCAACUACCAGCUAGAGGGUGAGGAGCAGCUGGCCAAUGCCUUCAGUACCUUUGCAACCUUCUCCCAGGAGCUGCUGACCGCUGUCAGGAGCCUGUUGCAGAGUUUGUACCACAACAUUAACUUUUCCCUGGAGUCGUUAAUAAAGGGUGACAUGAAAGAGCUCAAAGGGGAGUUCAAGAAGCCCUUUGAGAAGGCCUGCAAAGACUAUGAGAGCAAACUCACGAAGAUCGAGAAGGAGAAGCGUGAGCUGGCGAAGCAGCAUGGCAUGGUGCGGAGUGAGGUGAGCAGUGGGGAGAUUGCUGAGGAGAUGGAGAAGGAGCGCAGGACCUUCCAGUUAAACAUGUGUGAGUAUCUAAUCAAAGUGAAUGAGAUCAAAACCAAGAAAGGGAUCGACUUGCUGCAAAACCACAUCAAGCACUGCAACUCACAGUUCAAUUUUUUCCAGGAAUGUUUAACUGCAACAACAAAACUGAAGAAUUUUACAGAGAAGCUCAUCCCAGAGCUGCAGAGUCUGAAGACCAGGCAGGACGAGGAGAAGAAGCAGCUGUGUGCCCUUCGGGAUCAGCUGAAGGCAGCGCUGCAGCUGGAGCAGAAGGAGGACACUGGGAGCAAGCAAGCAGGGUACAACAUGCACCAGCUGCAAGGGAACAAGCAGUACGGCACGGAGAAGACAGGGACCCUCUUUAAGAAAAGCGAUGGGCUGAGAAAAGUCUGGCAGAAGAGGAAAUGUACCAUCAGGAAUGGCUACCUGACCAUCUCUCACAGCACGCCCAACCGCCCACCAGCCAAGUUGAACCUACUGACCUGCCAGGUGAAGCCGAAUGUGGAUGACAAGAAAUGCUUUGAUCUGGUUUCACACAACCGCACGUACCGCUUCCUGGCGCAGGAUGAGCAGGACUGUGUUGCCUGGGUGUCUGUCCUCAGCAACAGCAAGGAGGAGGCGCUGAACGUGGCCUUCAGCAAGGUGCAGGGCGGAGGGGAGAGCAGCAGGGAGGAGCUGACCCGGGCCAUCAUCAAGGAGGUCAGAGGCAUGCCUGGGAACAGGGAGUGCUGUGACUGCUCAGCACCGGAUCCCACCUGGCUCUCCAUUAACUUGGGCAUCCUGAUCUGCAUUGAGUGCUCUGGGAUUCACAGAGAGAUGGGUGUGCAUGUCUCCCGCAUCCAGUCACUGUCUCUGGACAAGCUGGCAACCUCUGAAUUGCUGCUGGCAAGGAACAUCAGCAACUCUGGCUUCAAUGACAUCAUGGAAGCGAAUCUUUCCAGUUUCUCCGCCAAGCCUGUGGUGCACAGUGACAUGGCCUUUCGGAAAAAUUUCAUCAUUUCCAAGUAUGUUGAGAAGAAAUAUGCCAAGAGGAGCCCUGCUGCUCAGUGCCCAAGCCUCUCAGAAGCCGUCAAGAAUAAGGACAUAUUUUCUUUACUCCAAGCUUAUGGAGAGAACAUGGAUUUGAGCGAGCCUGUGCAGGCACCUCUGCAGGAACCUGGGGAGACCAUUCUCCACCUGGCAGUGCUGUUGUCUGACCAAACCUCAUUGCAUAUCGUUGAUUUUCUUGUCCAGAACAGCGGGAGCCUGGAAAAGCAGACUGUGAUGGGGAACACACCACUUCACUACUGCUGCACUCACAACAAACCUGAGUGUCUCAAACUGCUGCUGAAAGCCAAAGCCAGCAUUGCCAUCGCUAACAAAGCAGGAGAGACAGCCCUGGACAUUGCCCGGAGGACAAGACAUCCCCAGUGUGAAUUGGUGCUGUUGCAGGCCCAGAACAACCAGUUCAACCCACGCGUCGAUGUAGAGUAUGAGUGGUGGCUGGGCCAAGACGACGUGUAUGAGAGCGAUGAAGACCUGGAUGAGAAGCUGGGUCUUCUGAAGAGGGGGUCUGCCCAUCCCCAGAGCUGCUGCCACCCCCCUGCCACUGCCUCCAGGCCAGAAGCAGCAGGGCCAGUGCCCCAGGGGAGGUGGUUGGACAUCUACGACCUGCCACACACCCACCUCCACAGCCUGGACAUGCCACCAGCUCUCUCCUACGUGCCUUCCUUCCCACCCCAGCGGGCAAAGUCAGCUCCUGAGGGGUCACGUCCUCAUCUUCUUACCAGCUCAUCCAACUUUGCUGAGGACACACGAACCAGGAGGAGCCCCCCGCUGUCUCUCAGCAUCAAGCACAAGCGUACAUCUUCAGAGCCAGCUCCUUGGGUCCCACUUAGCCCUGAGAAACCAAGUCUUGCCAUCCUGGCUUCGGGUGCCCUGAAGGCCAUGGACUGCCUCUACACACCUGUUCCCAGCAAAGCUGGACAGCCUGGCCCACACCGAUCCCUCCAAGAGUCAGAGCCAUGUUGUGGACAGCCCCCACAUGUCCCACCUCCUCUUCCUCGGAGGAGCAGUUUGAACAAGCUGCUGCUCCGCAGGGUCCGUGCUCUUUAUGACUGCAAUGCUGACCGGGAGGAUGAGCUGACUUUCCGCACAGGCGAGAUCAUUGUGGUAUCUGAAAAGGAGGACAGCAACUGGUGGAAAGGCUGGAUUGAAGGACAGCCUCACAGGCGAGGUGUCUUCCCUGCUUCCUUCGUUCAUGUGCUCAACGAAUAGGAGCCACUUUGAUUCAGGAGGGAAUAUCUGAUAAGCCGCUUGAAAUGCAACCCUCCCCCAGCACUCCAUCUGUGCCCCUGGUCCCAGCAUCACCUUUCCUCCCACAGCCAGCCUGCCCCAGAGCACCCCCUGGCCAACAGCGCUGGGGCCCCAGAGCCUCGCGUGCCACAGUUUGAGCAGCCUUUGGGGCUGAGGUGCAGGCAGCGGGCACAGAACGGGCCACUGUGCUUUCCCCAAGUGUGGAGAAAGUGCUUAAAGUAACUAGGAAAAUUAAACUAAUAUUCACAUUUUAAAGAAAAUGUACAGCAUUGAAGAAGCUUCCAGGGUGGAGUGUACUACCUAAGCGUUCCCUAGGCCUCCAACCUUAGAUGCUAUUGCACUGGGGGAACCUGGUGUGCUGACUCUAAGGAACAAUAUGGAUCGUAGAGCGGAGUGGAGACACCGCGGCUAGGCUCUAUGACCAGGUGUGGACCCGACUGCUCUUGUGCACACUGAGACCGGUAAGCUGCACAUUUGCUACCCUGAGCCAAUGACCUAUCAUAUUUUUGACAAAAUGCUGUACUCUAGUGCACUU